AACGCAUGCGCGCAUGAGUGAUUGUGGUGUUUCUGGUAUGUGCGCAGUUCAGCGCAGAUUAACAAUUUACGGACCUGUUGUGUGCUCUCUGAGAUUUUGCUUAAAAAAAAAUUACAAUUUUUGUAAUGCUUCGUACUUACGUUAACAAGAAUACGAAGAAUCUCGAAAGAAAUUGUGUGUGCGGUGUAUUUGUGAAAAUCAUAGAGAAUUAGUGCGCAAAAAUGCAGGAACAGCAACAUGACGCGGACACGUGUAAGGGCGAAUUUUACGUCGCGGCUGCGAAAUAUUGGGACCGCAUUCCACCCACAGUAGACGGGAUGUUGGGAGGAUUCGGAUUUAUCUCGCAGACUGACAUAAAAGGUUCCACACUUUUUCUAAAAUCUCUUUUCGAGUUAAAAAAUCCGCCUUCCAGAGCUUAUGCCUUAGAUUGUGGUGCCGGUAUCGGUAGAAUUACCAAGAAUUUAUUAAUGAAACAUUUUAAACGUAUAGAUCUAGUCGAACAAAAUCCCAAAUUUUUAGAAGUAGCAAAAAUCUCUCUGGAAAAAUAUUCGUCAAAAAUCGAUCAGUAUUAUCCUAUUGGAUUGCAAGACUUCUGCCCCGUAGCAAAUAAAUAUGAUGUUAUAUGGUGUCAAUGGGUAUUGGGACAUCUACAAGAUGAUGAUUUAAUAGAGUUUUUCAGGAAAUGCUCAUUGGGUUUAAAAAAUAAUGGUGUACUCGUGGUAAAAGAAAAUAUCACAAGUUCCAAUAAUUUGGAAAUUGACACGGAGGAUUCCUCUGUAACUAGACCAAUGAAAUGCUUGAAAUUUCUGUUUGAUAAAGCUGAUCUUAUUUGUGUUAAGGAACAACAACAAACUAAAUUUCCACGUGGUUUAUAUCCAGUUCAUAUGUUUGCUCUUAGACCAAAAAUUCAUUGUAGUGAAUUAGUCAAUGAUGCAUAGUGAAACAAAUCAAAUAUAUUGUUAUGCUAUUUGUUUUAUAAUGCAUUCUUAAAUAGAUAGAUUUGCUUAAAUUA
Camponotus floridanus (Florida carpenter ant) is the source of this 1012-nucleotide messenger RNA. RefSeq names its product N-terminal Xaa-Pro-Lys N-methyltransferase 1 (gene Ntmt). The coding region runs from base 222 to 938 and encodes 238 amino acids. The transcript is spliced from 4 exons. The record is from RefSeq and is a predicted model, not a curated record. Gene Ontology annotation, cellular component: cytoplasm. NCBI's taxonomy places the organism in Eukaryota, Metazoa, Arthropoda, Insecta, Hymenoptera, Formicidae. Gene Ontology annotation, molecular function: N-terminal protein N-methyltransferase activity. Gene Ontology annotation, biological process: N-terminal protein amino acid methylation.